Caenorhabditis remanei is the source of this 2373-nucleotide messenger RNA. RefSeq lists its product as uncharacterized. Bases 1 to 2373 code for a protein of 790 amino acids. The transcript is spliced from 12 exons. Lineage: Eukaryota; Metazoa; Nematoda; Chromadorea; Rhabditida; Rhabditidae. The record is from RefSeq and is a predicted model, not a curated record.
AUGUCAACUACUAAAAUUCACGAUGAACUGGUGGAAUUCAUUAUCAGAAAAGCAGAAGACAUCAAAUCUCCAUUCAACAUUUCUCAGUUGAUCAAUGAUUUCAAACGAGAGUACAAGAGAAUGGAUUCUGUGCGAAAUUUGAGACACAAAAUCGCAACUCUUCGCUCAAAAAUUCCCGAAUUAGAAGACAUAGAAACAGAGAUGAAGAUCAAACUGCUAUUCGGAUUACAUGCUCCAGUUGAUCCAGAUUUUUUAGAAAAGCUUAAACCGAAUGCUGAGUCUUUGAAAUUAGAUGAAUUUCAACGCAUUAUUGAGUACACAGAUGAAAAGAGAGGGCUGGAGUUGAAAGGAGAUCAUAAGACCUUAAUCUAUCAAGACGAAACAACAGAGACAAAAUUGUUGAAGUUUUUGGUAGAAAAAUCAAAAGCUGUGGAUGUUCCAUUUGUUGGCUUAUCGUUCUUGAGAGAAUUCAAAUCUUUCACUGGAAAUUCUUCUUCACUUGAAUCUCUGCGUUGCACAAAUGACCGUCUCAGGAAAAAAUUAUUUCGAUGCUCCAAUUUCGAUAAAAAUACACAUAUAAAAAUGUUAUUCAUUUCGAGUGCCAGAGUUCCCGGAUGUUUCCUAAAAGUACUUCAAAAGAAUGCAACCGUGGCAGUUGAUGAGAAAGGAAGAAUUACGAAAUACGAAGCAAAUGAUGGAAGUCUCAUACUAGAAGGAGAUCAUAGUCUUUCGUCGAAAGUGAAACUAUCUCUCUCAGAAAGAUGGAAUAGUAUUCGUCGAAAAGUUGAAUGUGAUAAAAACGAGGACAGCAGUAUGGACAGCGAUAAUAACCUUGGCUACGGUAAAAAAAUGAUUUACUUCAUCAAAUUUGUGAUUGAGAAAGCAAAAAGUGUAAAUGCGCCAUUGAACAUUAGCAAUAUGUGUGAAGAUUUCAAGAAGUUAAGUGGAUCUUCUAACAAUCUUGAUUGUUUGUAUAAAAGAGUAAGAAAGUUUGGCGAGAAAGUCCCUCUUAUGGAUGAAUUCAACACAUCUUCAAAAGUCAGGAUGCUGUUCGCUCUUUCUACUCGAGUUCCAGAUGAAUUCUUGAAUGAACUUCGAAAAGAUGCCGACGUACAAGUUGAUCGUUGGAACAGAAUUAUCAAAUAUCAAGCGAAAGACGGAACUUUGAGUUUGGGAGGAGAUCAUACUUUAUCAGCAAAACAAAAAUUAGGAUGGGUUACUCGAAAAAAGAAAAUUGCCGCUAGAGCAGAACAUGAUGAAGUAACUGAGAGCGAUGAGAAGAUAAAAGCUGAAAGAAAGAAAAUGAAAGCUACGAAAAGAAAGAGGGCAGAAAAAGAGAAUGGAAAACGAUCGAGAGUGGAUCUCCUCAGAAAUGUUUCUGAAUCAGAUGAAGAUGAAUCCGACGAAUCAGAUGAAUCAGAUGAAUCAGAAGAUUCAGACGAUUCCGAUAUGGGAGAAAUCGAAGAGAGUCAUAAAAGAAGAAAAAAAGAAACGCGAAGCGCCGACUAUGAUGCUCACUUGGGACCAGUUACAAGAAACAAAACCAAACAGUCAAUGAUCUCGAUUCAGAAUAAGAAAACACGAACAACUACAGAAGACUGUUCUAAUUCUGAUAUGGAUAUUGCUGAUGAGGUUAAUGCUGGAGAAUUCGAAAUGGAACAGGAUGUCUCACGAGUAGAGAGAAUCGCGGAAGACUUCGAGUAUGAUUAUCCGCGUGAUUUCGACAGCAGCGAAGGUCUGCCAGAAGAAGUUAUUACUGAAACUGACAUGUUAACCGACCGAAAUGCUGAUGGAUCAGGACCAUCUACUAGUAGAAAACGAGUCGUCCGCACUUCAAUCCGUCAUUCAUCAGAAGGAGAUGACUGCAAGCCAGAUGUUAAUAGUGCACAAACGGAAAACAAAGCGAAUAUUGUGGAAAGUAGCGUAAAUGGAGAAAAAGAUGAGGAUGGACGUGGAAAUAAGGACGCAAUAUCACGAAAAACAAUUCUUGAGUCCCUCCAUACACUCUUGCUAAUUUUGGAGCUGUCGGAUCUGGAAAAUGUGCAGAAGAAAGUUGAACAAAUGUUAGAAGAAGCAAAAAAUAAUAAUAAUACUCUCCAAGUGCACGGAGUUCUCAUUGCUCUCGACACAUUUCUCUAUAUGUCGAUGAAAGAAGCCGCAAUGAAGUGCCCACCAGGCACAGAGUCAAUCAGUCUCAAGGAAUUUCUCACGGUUCUUCGUAUUGUUGUCAUUUUCAUGAAGUCCAAAAGUCUCUUGAAAUUUCCACAGAAACUGAAAGUUAUGAUUUCAGAACUGUCAAUUCAAGAUAAGAAAAUCCCAGUACAAUCAAUUGCAGCUGCUCUAGAAACAGCACUCAAUAUCAUCUCUUCUUAA